UUCUUUUUGUUUUCCAUCAAAAACCCUAUCUAUAGCUCCCUCCCUACAAACUCUUGAUUUGCUAGCCAUCAUGAACAAUAACAUUCAGAGAGACAACCUAACCAUUGAGGGUAACAACAUCGGUACUCUAGGGUUUCGUUGUUUUUACUGUUCGCAAAAAUAUCUAAGUAGCCACGCUCUCGCAGGGCAUCAAAAAGCUCAUGUGAGGGAUCCCAAAUGGGUGAAAGACACCCGCCAUGAACGGGUGUUCAUCCCUUUAUCCGAAAACCAUCAUUAUGCUUGCAAAAAAAGGGUCAUCCCGACAGAUGUCCCCGAGAGAGCCCCGCCAAACCCGAAUAUUGGUAUGCCUUGGAUCCCAACAUUUGUGCGGUUUUAUGCACCCUAUACCAGGAUGAUUCCUGCUCCAAAUUAUCGUCCUUUGGGACAAAUUUACCUUCCACAUAGAACCGCGCAGAUCACAUAUCCGGGUUGCCCUCCGGGUUUUAAUCCGUCGUAUCGUGGAGUUCCGGAUUCAUCCUCUACCGCCAACAGCGCGGACUUUAUGAAUAAGUACAUGAGGAAAGGAACAGGGUUUGUGAUUAACCGCCAACCAGUUCAAGUGAAGCGAAAAUUUGAAGAAAUUGAUUUGGAGCUUCGGCUUUGA
Oldenlandia corymbosa var. corymbosa is the source of this 643-nucleotide messenger RNA. Lineage: Eukaryota; Viridiplantae; Streptophyta; Magnoliopsida; Gentianales; Rubiaceae. The record is from the annotation of a GenBank genome assembly.